CUCCUCUUCCCCCCUCUCUCUCCUUUUCUCUUUCUCAUCCCACACAUCCUUCACAAUGGCCUUCGGAAAGCUCUACGGUUCUCUUGAGAACGCUCGCACUAUCGCCGUCCUCGUUGCCGCUAAGGCUAACGACGUCGAGCUGGAGCUUGUCAAGACCGAGCCUAACUCUGCUGCUGCUUUCAACCAGUCUGAUGAGUACCGUCGCAUCCAGCCCCUCGGCAAGAUCCCCGCUUUCGAGGGUGCCAACGGUUACACUCUUUCCGAGGUCAUUGCCAUUGCUGUCUAUGCUAACCUGCUUCAAGUGACUUCCCAGAACGAGAAGACCACCCUCUUGGGUAAGACCAAGCAGGACUAUGCUUCCAUCCUCCGUUGGUUGUCCUUCGCCAACGCUGAGCUUAUGCCCCGCUUCGCUGGCUGGUUCCGCCCCCUUCUCGGCCUCGACCCCUACAACAAGAAGAACGUCGAGGAUGCUUCCAAGCUCGCUCUGAAGAACGCUGGCGUUCUCAACACUUACCUCACUGCUAACACCUACCUGGUUGGUGAGCGUAUCUCCCUGGCUGAUUUCUUCGUCGCCGCUCUCUGCACCCGUCUCUUCUCCACCGUCUUGGACAAGAAGUUCCGUGACGAGCACGUUCCCUUCGUCCGUUGGUACAACACCAUCAUCAGCCAGCCCGCCUUCAAGGCUGUUGUUGAGAACCCCGUCUUCGUCGAGGAGGCCAUCAAGUACACUCCCCCCAAGAAGGAGGAGAAGCCCAAGGCUGCUCCUGCCCCCGCUGCCGCUGCUCCCGCUGAGGAGAAGCCCGCUGAGGAGAAGAAGGCCAAGCACCCUCUCGAGGCUCUUGGUCGCCCCGAGUUCGUCCUUGACGAGCUGAAGCGCACCUACUCCAACGAGGACACCCGUCCCGUUGCUCUGCCUUGGUUCUGGGCUAACUACAAGCCCGAGGAGUUCUCUCUGUGGUCCGUCAACUACAAGUACGACAGCGAGCUCAAGCUUACCUUCAUGGCCAACAACCUGAUUGGUGGUUUCCACAACCGUCUUGAGGCUUCCCGCAAGUACCUCUUCGGUUCCCAGCAGGUCUACGGUGCUAACUACGACUGCGUCAUCCGCGGUGUCUUCCUUGUCCGUGGCCAGGACUUCAAGCCCGCUUUCGAGGUCGCCCCCGACUGGGAGAGCUACGACUUCGUCAAGCUCGACCACACCAACGAGGCUGACCGCAAGCUCGUUGAUGACAUGUGGGCCUGGGAUGUCCCCGUCGUCGUCAACGGCAAGGAGUACCCUUGCGUUGACGGCCACGUCUUCAAAUAAGCUAGUGCACCCACUUCGGGUUGUCGUAGCUGUGCCCUAGUGCCGACUCAUUGAUGAUGAUGAUAUCCCCUUUUCCUUUAUUCUCCUGGCAAUGAGUGAGCCUUGUAGAUGAACACAAAACAUAAUAUUCCCAUGCUCCAUCCUCCUUCGCAUCCGCUCAAGGUAUCUGGCCGAAAGUGUGAGGCCCGGACACCAAGUCUGCCGUCCCUCUGUGACCCACUUUUUC
Molecule: messenger RNA, 1532 nt
Organism: Aspergillus uvarum CBS 121591
Lineage: Eukaryota; Fungi; Ascomycota; Eurotiomycetes; Eurotiales; Aspergillaceae
Product: putative translation elongation factor eEF-1 subunit gamma
Exons: 3
Coding region: 56-1306 (416 amino acids)
Biological process (GO): translational elongation
Cellular component (GO): nucleus; cytoplasm
Molecular function (GO): translation elongation factor activity
Source: RefSeq, a predicted model, not a curated record